AUGGAUGCUCGCCUUGACACUCUCAGCGAUGAGUUAUGUCAGGUGAACACCUGUGUCAGUCGUAUCGCACGUCGACAAGCUAUGAGGGGUGGUUUCACAGUGGCUUCCUCUCCUUCUCCCGAGGCAUCUAAGGAUGAGAGUGACGAUGGCUCCAACAAUGCUGAUGAUGCUGAGGAUGAUGAUGAUGCUUCCCUGAGAAAGAAAACAACAAAAAAGUGGGUAACUUUCACAAUCUGGACAGCUUACCUUCUGGCUGACUGGGCUGCUAGCUUCGCUGUUGGACUAGUCUUUGACAGUGAAGAGAAAUAUAAUUCUGGGCCUGACAAAGUGGACGAUACUGGUUUUCUUCUGGUGUUAUGGGCACCUUUCCUAUUAUUAAUGGUUGGUGGGCAGGAUGGAAUAACUUCUUUCGCUGUGCAGGAUAAUGAGUUGUGGCUUAGGCACUUGAUUUGGCUUAUUCUCCAACUCUCCACCACUGGUUUUGUGUUUAUUCAAUCAGUUCAUCAAAACAGACUAUGGAUACCAACACUUCUUUUGCUGCUUGCUGGAACCAUCAAGUAUUCUGAGAGGACGAUUGCGUUGUAUCUUGCAAGUUCGGAUAGUUUUGGAACAUCCGUACUUAAAGAACCGAAUCCGGGGCCCGACUAUGAGAGAUUAAUGAGAACAUACUCGCACUAUGAAGCGAGCAAUGUUCCUGUACAAUUUGUACUUUCCGAUGAGAAGAAAUCCCAGGACUACCUCGCUUGUAAUGUCAAAGAGGGCGCUUUGACUGACAUGGAAUAUCUGCUGUAUGCUCAUAGGUUUGCAAAUAUGUAUAGAGGAUUGAUUGUCAAUCUCAUGUUUAGCUCCCGUGAGCAUGGGGAGAGUCGAAAUUUCUUCUCCAGAAGGGAUCCAAACGAAACGUUGAGAAUAUUAGAGAUCGAACUCAACUUAUUUUACGAUCUUCUCCAUACCAAGGUGGUGGUGGCAAAUUCCAACUUAGGACAAUUGGUUCGGUGUAUAUCCUUUGGGUUAGUUGUUGCAGCCUUGUCACUUUUCCAUAAAGAAGACAAGCAUGGUCUCAAGAGCUUCGAUGUGAGACUGACCUACACCUUGUUCUUUGGUGUCUUAGGCCUGGAUAUGGUUAUUUACCUCAUAUGGAUGUUCUCUGACUGGACUAUUGGUUCCUGUUUUAAGUCUACGAGAUAUGUCAUUCGAGUCUUGAAGAUAUUACUUCAGCUGAAGAAGUCAAGAUGGAUGCAAUCAGAUCACAGGAGGGAGGAAAUUGCAAGUACACCAAUAAUAUCUAAAAGGUGGUCUGAAUCUCUCUCACAAUUCAACUUUAUAGAGUUUUGUUGCCAAGAAAGUGGUUCAGAAAGUGAGUUCAGAAUUAUGAUCACAAAGGUACUUAAAUAUAUGCACAUUAAGGAUUUUAUAGAACAGAAGAAAAUUGACAUUAUUCUGAUGUGUAAUGGGAGUGUCGAACCAUUGACUCGGAAACUAUGGCAAUUUAUCUUCGACGAGCUGUUAGAGAAAUCUAGACAUGUGGAUGAUCCAGAAGAAGCCAAAAGAAUAAGCUCAGCUAGAGGUGCAUGGGUCCUCGAGGAUUGUUACUACGAGUACAGUGAAUUAAUGUCUUAUGUCAAGGAUGUUGCUUAUGAUGAAAGCCUUCUGUUGUGGCACAUUGCUACUGAACUCUGCUACAACACCGAUGAAGUUGAACACAGUCACAUAAUUUUGGAUUGUGACUAUUAUAAUGCUCGUAAGUUGAGUAAGUGCCUCUCAGAUUACAUGAUGUAUCUUUUAUAUCAACAACCAGUUUUGAUGUCGGAAGUGUCAGGCAUUGCGAAACAAAGGUUCAGGGAUACAUUGGCCGAAGCACAAAGAUUCUUUAGCCAACGCGGACGGAGACCGUUAGCAGUGGACUGUGAAAAAAUUCUUGAGGUAGGCACACGUUUCAAACCUGCUCAUGUGAAGGGAAAUAUAUCUAAGUCUGCACUGUUUGAUGCAAGCACAUUGGCAAAAGAGCUGAAAAAAUUGGGCACACAGAAAUGGGAGGUAACAAGCAAAGUGUGGGUGGAAUUGUUGUCAUAUGCUGCGAGUCGUAGCAGAGGAAAUGGCCAUGUCCAACAACUAAGUAAAGGGGGUGAGCUUCUUACUUUUGUUUGGUUAUUGAUGGCCCAUCUUGGCUUGAGAGAGUCUUGGGUUGAGACCCGUAUCCGCACAAAGCUGAUUGUUGGUAAAUGA
Molecule: messenger RNA, 2226 nt
Organism: Quercus lobata
Lineage: Eukaryota; Viridiplantae; Streptophyta; Magnoliopsida; Fagales; Fagaceae
Exons: 2
Coding region: 1-2226 (741 amino acids)
Source: RefSeq, a predicted model, not a curated record